Gambusia affinis (western mosquitofish) is the source of this 3584-nucleotide messenger RNA. RefSeq names its product SH3-domain binding protein 1 (gene sh3bp1). The record is from RefSeq and is a predicted model, not a curated record. The transcript has 18 exons. Gene Ontology annotation, cellular component: intracellular anatomical structure; cytoplasm; cytosol. The coding region runs from base 1123 to 3261 and encodes 712 amino acids. Lineage: Eukaryota; Metazoa; Chordata; Actinopteri; Cyprinodontiformes; Poeciliidae. Gene Ontology annotation, molecular function: protein binding; GTPase activator activity. Gene Ontology annotation, biological process: positive regulation of GTPase activity; regulation of Rac protein signal transduction; regulation of actin cytoskeleton organization.
CUCAGUAGCGUCGCAGUAAAAUUAACAAAGAAGUUUAACAAGAUAAUUAAAUUGCUCUUAUUUAAUUCAUGCUAACUCUGGGUGAGCAACUCCAGCCUCUAUAUUCCUAGUUUGUUCUGAAAUGUCGCUAAUCGGUUCACGAGCGAAUGUUAGCCGGCUGGUUGGCGGUGCUAACAGAAAAUGCUAACGAAAUGAAACUGUUCCGGUCUGAAGUCUGUGGCAGCUUCAUCCACAUACAGAUAUUAAUAGAGUUAAAAAUAUUUUUUUAAAAGCUCAAAACAAUCGAGAGAAAUCUUUCUGAAAAGUCGUUUGUGUGCAUUUAGUCGAUUCCACCACUAGGUGGCAGCAUCCGUCAGUCACUUCCGUUAUCAGCAGCCUCACCGCAGUUUGUCAUGAUAUUAAUGAGAAUAUAACAAAUUAUAAAGGAAAAUUUGGUGGAAGGUUGACCUUUUCCUGGAUGGACACAUUCUAAAUUAAUGGAUCAGGUUCUGCUUCUGCUCACGGUCGUUUUUGGCUCUGAUAUAUGGAGAGAAGUUCCUCAAAAAAAGGCGACAGGUGACAAGAAAUGAAACUUUGAUGUACCAGAGGCUCACGCUGCAGUGAAACCCAACCGGCUCUGAAAUUCCUGCUUCUGCAAAAAAAAAAAAAAAAAAAAAAAAAAACAACCCAGAAACUUCGCUGCAGUAAAAUCAGAACAUGUUUGAAAACUGGGACAGAAAUGUCUCAAUUAACGCCGAGUUUCCCCCUUCAGACAUUUCUCGUCCUGCCGCAGCCAACAGCUUUAGGAACAGAAGCUGCAGCCUGGACUCACUUGCCGCUCACCUGCACAUCCACCCACUGCCGAGACUCAGUGGGGGGUUCGUAGUGACACCCUGAAAUAAAAAAAACAACAACAACCGGGGGAAAACAUCUGGUUCCCUUUCACUGCUGACGUUUCAUCCGACUAACUUCCUCAUUUGCUGAAACAAGAACGAAAACCGAAGAGCCGCAGAAACGCUGCCGACGAGAGGCAGCGCGACCCGGCUCACCUGCUCCUCCAGCUCCCGGUGAAGCAGCCCGGCCCGGAGCGCCUCCGGACCGGUUCGGAUCAGGAAGAGGAGCGGGUCGGACUCCAGCGCCAGCAUGCUGCGGCAGUCUCUCAGCAUCCUGAAGCAGUUCGGAUCGGCAGCAAGGUCGCAGGAUGCCACUGAUCUCCUACAUCAGGAUCUGGUGCAGGUGGAGCAGCGGGUGGAGCCGGCCAAGAAGGCGGCGCAGGUCCUGCAUAAGAAGCUGCAGGCCUGCAUGCAGAGUCCUGUAGGACUGGAGGCCGAACGGAGAAUGAAGAAACUUCCUCUGAUGCUGCUGUCCAUCAGCAUGGCGGAGAGCCUGAAGGACUUUGAUGCUCAGUCCUCCAUCAGGCGGGUGCUGGAGAUGUGCUGCUUCAUGGAGAAGAUGCUGGCCACCAUGUUGGCCGACUUCGAGCUGACGGUGGAGAAGGAAGUCCUGGAGCCGCUCAACAAGCUGAGCGAGGAGGAUUUACCUGAAAUCCUGAAGAACAAGAAGCAGUUUGCGAAGCUCACUACAGACUGGAACAACGCGCGGGUCAGGAGCCAGGCGAGCAGCGGGCCGCAGGCCAAGCAGGACGGACUCAGGGAGGAGGUGGAAGAAGCCUGGAGGAAGCUGGAGAGCAUCAAGGACCAGUACUCUGCAGACCUGUAUCACUUUGCCACUAAAGAAGAUGACUAUGCUAACUACUUCAUCCGUCUUCUGGAACUGCAGGCGGAUUAUCACAAGAAAUCCCACGAGUUCCUGGACAGAAACAUCAGCGAGCUCAAAGAGAACCACAGCCAGAAAGAUCCGGCGGUGGGUCUCUCCAGCCUGAAGGUUUACGGCGAGCCGCUGCUGUCUCAUUUGAGCCAGAGCGGCAGGGCGAUCGCGGCGCCCAUCCAGGAGUGCAUCCACAUGCUGCUGAGGACGGCCAUGAGGGAGGAGGGCCUGUUUCGUCUGGCGGCCGCCGCCUCGGUGGUGAAGCGGCUGAAAACCUGCCUGAACCAGGGAGCGGUGGACCACGCCGACUUCAGCAUGGACCCCCACGCCGUCGCAGGAGCCUUGAAGUCUUACCUCCGGGAACUCCCUGAACCCCUGAUGACCUUUGAACUGUACAAUGAUUGGUUUGCAGCUGCAGGAGAAAAAGAUCUGAAUGUGAAGCUGGAGAAGUUCAGGGAGCUGCUGCAGAAACUACCGCCAGAAAACUACAACAACCUCAGGUACCUGGUCCAGUUCCUGUUCCUGCUGUCGGAGCAGCAGGCCGUCAACAAGAUGACUCCCAGCAACAUCGCCAUCGUCCUGGGCCCCAACCUGCUGUGGCCGCGCGCUGAAGGGGAAGCUGCUCUGUUCGACAUGGCUGCAGCAUCUUCGGUCCAGGUGGUGAUGGUCAUCGAGCCGCUAAUUCAGUUCAGCUCCAGUCUCUUCCCAGAAGCUGUUGACUUUGAGAUCCCUGAGCUUCCUGACGUCUCAGACGCUCCAGCUCCUGCUGCCCAGACCUUCUUCUCAGAGAAGGACCGACUGAGCAGAACCGUGUCCUCCUCUUCGUCCACGUCCUCCUGCUCCUCCUUCCACCUCCCCCUGUCCAAAACAAACAGCACGGCUUCUCAGGACAGCGGCUCCGUCUUCCGGGCUAAAUCCGGUUCUGUUGGCAGCCGCAGCGGCACCACCACCUGGGGAAGCCCCGCCUCUGACCCGGCAGAGGCCAAUCAGAACGCAGCAUCCAGCAGUUCGUCCGAGUCCAGCACAGCUCCAGCUCCAGCUCCCAGGCCGUCCUGUGGAUCCGGAUCCACUGCGGACCGGAUCCCGACUCCGUCUCCCAGGGCGACGGCGCCAAGCCCGGCCGCGCCGAUGAGGAAUCUCACCCAGCGGCAGAGUUUGGACCAGACCCAGCUGGAGCCCAUUCUGGAGGCGCCGCCUGAUUCUCCCAAGGCGAUUCUGACGAUAUCAUCACCGUACAAACCGAAGCGAACCUUCAACCUGACCAAAACCAGUCAGACCAGUGAGCCGGUGGGAUCGGUCCAGUUCUCCAAACCCAAAGCACCGGACCCGCCCAAGGCUCAGGCUCCGCCCCCUAUGACCUCAGCCCCGGCCGCUGCCGCCACGCCGAUGCCGGGCCCUCCGCCCACCAGCGUGAAAAAGCCUCCACCAAAAAAGGGCGGAGUCAGAGCGCCGAGCUGCCCGCCGCCUCUCCCUCCGCCGUCGCAGCCCAAACCGUUUCCCUCCGUGGCGCAGUGAGGCGCCAUCGCACUCUGGCCCACUUCCACAUCACUCCACUGAUUGUAACGUUUUCGUCCCCAAACACGUCAUUUAUUUAUUGUUUAUUUGGUCCGAGUCUCUGCAGACCUGGAAGCAGCUGUUGGUGUUAAACUGAUAAAAUCAUCCAGUUUUACUAAAAACAUGUCAAUGAAUGCAAAUCUAAUUAAAAAUGUCUUUAUUGUUCAUUCAUAUAAUCAUCUUUUAUAACUGAAGCUGCGUAGCGGCACUGCAGGUGCUCUUACAUAUUCAUAGGUCAGCUAAUAUCUUCAUGUACAGGAAUGUAAUAAACGACGUAUAAACUC